Hydra vulgaris (swiftwater hydra) is the source of this 929-nucleotide messenger RNA. Its product is annotated as B-cell receptor-associated protein 31. The record is from RefSeq and is a predicted model, not a curated record. Gene Ontology annotation, cellular component: endoplasmic reticulum membrane; endoplasmic reticulum. NCBI's taxonomy places the organism in Eukaryota, Metazoa, Cnidaria, Hydrozoa, Anthoathecata, Hydridae. Gene Ontology annotation, biological process: endoplasmic reticulum to Golgi vesicle-mediated transport; intracellular protein transport.
CUGUCUAACAAAUCGCAUACACUUUUACAUUUACGUGUACCAUUCUUUUGGUAAAGUUGAGACUAUGUCUGGUCAUUCUUUUGUCUAAUUAUUUUUUUGUCGGUCGUAAAAUAUAUCUUUUUUGAAGUAUAUGAGAAGAAAUUGUUUAUAUUAAAAUGUCUCUGGAAUGGUUGUCUGCAGCAGCCUUUCUCUAUACUGAGAUCGGAUUAGGAAUGCUGUUUUGUCUUGGAUUCAUAUCAAAUUCAAGAUGGCAAAGAAUAUUCAAUUCUCGUCUUUUGGCAAUGGUGAAGCAAUAUGGCAACUUCUAUUUUAGCGCAUUUGUAUUAAUAUUGUUUGUACUUUUUUUGGAUUCUUUACAUAAAUUGAGAAAAUAUUCCAUUGUUGAUGCAUCUCAUGCUGAUUUAAGAAAUAACCCUCAAGCAGAAAUUCAAGCUCACAUGAAGUUGUUUCGAGCUCAACGUAACAUUUACAUUUCUGGAUUUUCACUGUUUAUGUUGGUCAUAAUUAGGCGAUUGGCAACUCUUAUUUCUCGACUAGCUACUGUAGAAGCUUCAUGUGAAGCAGCGAUAAAACAAGCUAAAGGAGCUUCUGAUCAGGCUGAUAAGUUGCUUCAAGAAAAUCAACAGUUGAAGAAAUCUAAUCGAGUUCAAGCAGCAGAAUCUGCUAGUGGUGAUGACAUAGAGGGGCUAAAGCAAAGAAAUGCAAGAUUGAUAGCAGAGUUAAAUGAAAAAGAUAAUGAGUUAAAAAAAAUGAAGAAUGAUUUGGUUGCUAUGAAGACUCAAUCUGAAGGACUUCAUAAAGAAUAUGAUCGUUUGUUAGAAGAGCACAGUGUUUUAGAGAAAAAACUUGAAAGAAGUAAUGGCGAAGAAAAAAAGGAUAAAUGAGUCUUAAACGUCUUAAUUAUUGCAUAUUGUCAUAUUCAAACUGAA